Molecule: messenger RNA, 1445 nt
Organism: Papilio xuthus (Asian swallowtail)
Lineage: Eukaryota; Metazoa; Arthropoda; Insecta; Lepidoptera; Papilionidae
Product: facilitated trehalose transporter Tret1-like
Exons: 4
Coding region: 83-952 (289 amino acids)
Biological process (GO): transmembrane transport
Cellular component (GO): membrane
Molecular function (GO): transmembrane transporter activity
Source: RefSeq, a predicted model, not a curated record
GUUAGUACAAAUAUUUUCCAGUCUUGGCAUUGUACUGACUUUCUCUGCUGGUCCGUUUUUAUCUUAUAAGACAUUUAAUAUAAUGUUCGCAGUUAUAAUUGUAGCGACUGGAAUUCCAAUAUUAUUUUUACCGGAAAGUCCAUAUUUUUUGUAUAAUAAAGGACAAGAAAAAGAUGCAAUAAAGGUUCUUAAAUUCCUCCAUGGAUCAGAGCAACUGGCUUUGCAAGAAAUCGCAGAGUACACACUAUCAUCGAAACAGGAGAAAGUUAACAAAAUUGCGAUACUUAAGAACCCAACAGUUCGUAAAAGCUUAUUAAUCUCGGUGAUAUUUUCAAUUGGUUGUCAAAUGGUCGGUUACAAUGCUGUGUCGUAUUAUUUACAAACAAUAUUAAUAUCUACACAUACGUCGAUAAUGCCAGAAAUAGCGUCAGUUAUUAUAGGUGUUAUCCAGUUCGUAUCAAGUUUCCUGACAAUGUACACGACGGAUAGAUUUGGUAGGAAGAUUAUAAUGAUCACUUCGCUCAUCGGGAUGACUAUUGGAUUGAUUGGAUUGGGAACAUUUUUUAAAUUGAAACCACAUGACAACGAACCAGUUCACGGUUUCUUGAACAAUCUUCCAUUAAUUUCACUAGUAAUAGUCGUUUAUUGCUAUAAUGCAGGAGUUGGAUCCUUGGUAUGGGUAACAGUAACGGAGCUAUUCGACGGUCCAGCUCGAGCAUUCGGUGUGGCUGUUAACUUAGGAGUUAAUACAACGUUUAUAUUUCUUACAACCAAAUAUUUUCCAAUGCUGAUAAAUGAAGUUGGUCCUGCCACUACAUACUGGUCUUUCGCAGUAAUACCAAUAUUAAUGUGUCUAUUUAUUAUCUUCUUUUUACCCGAAACUAAGGGUAAAUCAUUUGGGGAGAUACAGGAAGAUAUUGCCAAGAAGAAGACCAAAGAAGAAAUAGAAUAGACGUUUUGAUUAUGUAGCGAAUAAGUUCUAUUUAAAAAUGUACUGUAUUUAUUGUUAUUUUUGUAUACAUUGUCGCUAGAUGGCUCUGCAACACAACAAUAAACAUGCUAUCAAAGUGUUAGCUCUUGUAAUUGUAGAGAUAAAAAUCUGCCUAACUUUAAUUGGAAGUUUUGGAGUACUAGCAGUUUGUUUUUGUGUGAGAAUCAACAGACAUGUUUUAUUUCAAGAAUAAAUACUUUUGUAGUACUUAUUCGAAUCAAUUUGCAAUACUUUCAAGCAUUAACAAAAGCAAAAACAGUCAUCAAGAAUAACGGAACACUGAAAACAGUAUCCCGUGAAAUAGCAAACGUUAAGUGCAAAGUUCACAUAAUGCCUGUACUAAAGAGCAGGCCCAUUAUCGUUGGGAAUAAAAACCAAGUAGGCAACGAGCUUUCUUAUCACGCCUGUAUCACAUGUAGGGUCGUUAGCCGCCAUAAAACCUCCUUGAUUAACU